This is a messenger RNA of Magnusiomyces paraingens, 456 nucleotides long. RefSeq lists its product as uncharacterized. The transcript has a single exon. Lineage: Eukaryota; Fungi; Ascomycota; Dipodascomycetes; Dipodascales; Dipodascaceae. Gene Ontology annotation, molecular function: DNA binding. Bases 1 to 456 code for a protein of 151 amino acids. The record is from RefSeq and is a predicted model, not a curated record. Gene Ontology annotation, cellular component: nucleus.
AUGUCUAAUGCAAGCUGGGAUGAUGUCACCGUUAUCGGUAAGCACAAACAGGGUGGUGCAAAAGCUACCGUCGCCAGAUCACAAGCACAAAUCAAUGCUGCUGCCCGAACCGGUGGUAUUCUCGCUGUUGAAAAGAAGUGGGCCGGUGGCAGCAACAAGACUGGUGACCCUGAAGGUCAAAGAUUAGCUAAAAUUGAUAGAGAUAAUGAAGUUGCACCUCCUGCUAAAGUUGACGUUAGCGUCGGAAGAGCUAUGGCUAAAGGGAGACAGGAAAAGAACCUCACACAAAAAGAACUAGCACAACGUGUAAAUGAGAAGCCAAAUGUUAUUAAUGAUUAUGAAGCUGGAAGAGCUGUUCCAAAUCAGCAACUUCUUGGUAAGAUCGAACGAGCACUUGGCGUUAAACUCCGGGGUAAAGAUAUUGGAAGCCCUCUUGGUGGUCCCAAAAAGAAAUAA